Messenger RNA from Coccidioides immitis RS, 363 nucleotides. RefSeq lists its product as uncharacterized. The record is from RefSeq and is a predicted model, not a curated record. The coding region runs from base 1 to 363 and encodes 120 amino acids. The transcript has 2 exons. NCBI's taxonomy places the organism in Eukaryota, Fungi, Ascomycota, Eurotiomycetes, Onygenales, Onygenaceae.
AUGCAUGUUAACAUACAUUAUUUAGCACAAGUAAAUAAAUAUGCAAUUCUGAACAAUUGUAAUGUUCUCAUUAAAGAGAACAAGCAUCAGAAAUACAAGAAGCUGAUUCAGAAAACAAACAAGCAAGAUAUUGAAAAGAUUCUGUUAAUACAAGAGAGCUUCAGACAUAUACUGCUUCUACUACUUGAAGAAGCAUUUAUCAAUAGUAAGUUAUUCUUGAUCCAGUACAUCUUUAAUCUGUAUAAGUACUGUCCAACUCUUUUUACAGACUUACUCCAGCUGAAUAUCAAUCUGCAUGAAAAUGAAUUUGAGAUACUGAAUACUGAAGACAAAGAUAUUACUGAAGCUCUGAAAUGCAUAUAA